Messenger RNA from Kluyveromyces marxianus DMKU3-1042, 4365 nucleotides. RefSeq names its product DNA-binding protein RIF1 (gene RIF1). Lineage: Eukaryota; Fungi; Ascomycota; Saccharomycetes; Saccharomycetales; Saccharomycetaceae. The transcript has a single exon. The coding region runs from base 1 to 4365 and encodes 1454 amino acids. Gene Ontology annotation, cellular component: nucleus. Gene Ontology annotation, biological process: telomere maintenance. The record is from RefSeq and is a predicted model, not a curated record.
AUGACAGAGCCAUCAAAAAAGACGCGUUCUGAGGGAAAGAUCAAAGCUCUCGAUGUGUUGGAUAAGCAUAUAACACAGAGAUCCGCUCUCAAAAAAACUUUAACUAUGAAUGGACAAAAUGUGCUUGCACUGAAUGAAAAUAUGACUUUAAAUCCUGCGCCUGCACUCGUGCCUACAACAGAUAAUGUGUAUCAGAGAUCUCCAACACCAAGAAAUAGGCGAGAUAUAGCAAUAAAAAGAGAUCGAGACACUAUGGAUGCCUCUCCAUCGCCACUAUCUUCACCUAUUCGGAAAGGUGUUUCGUUUUCGGAUCAGAUAGAAAGCUCGCCAAUAGAACACCAAAUUGCAUCUUCUCCUAUGCGUCCCUCUUCGAUGACAAAACCACCAUCUAAGUCCAUUUUAAAACAAUAUUCGCUAAAAGUAGAGCGGAGUUCAUUGCGCGGUUCUCCUAGAAAACCGACACAUCUAUCCAUAGAUCCAUUCUCUCCAACAUUUUGGCCAGAAGGUGAAAUUCUUCGGAUGAUAAAUCCAAACAAUGUUGCUGAAUUCAGGAAAAUCAUAGAAGGUGGGAUCCACGUUCUUAACAGCGGAAAGGCAAGAGACUUCGAGAUAUUUGCAUCAUUCAAUAAUAUUGUCCCAUCCAUGAAUGGUGUGAUCUUAAACGAUGUAGUUCAUCACAAAAUUGAAGUCAUCAUCGAAAACUUAGAACCAUUACUCAAUAUUAGUUUAACUAUCCUAAAAAACCUACAGAACUCUUUACUAUUACAACUCAAGAAGGACCCAUUUAAAUCAAGGUGUUACAUUCAAGUUGUGAGGUUCUUAACGGUUAUUUUUUCAAACUUUAAAGUUAUAAAGCAUCUCGAUGGAAACCUUAAUUUACAACUGAAAUUUACAGAGGUCCUAAAGAAAUGUGAAGAGACAUUAACACAUAAAAACACAAGUAAGGUUAUGGUGAUAUAUCCAUUGACAUUAUUAAAAGAGGAGAAGUUUGGUCAGUUUUAUCUACCUGAUGCUCAGAUCAAACAUUUAGUACAUUCCGUGUUUCAAAUGAGAUACAUUGAUAGCUCUAAUGUCCAAUGCGAACGACUAAUGGUAUUAAAACAAUUUCUUCAAAAAUAUAAUAAAAUAAUGAUCAAAAGUUUACCGGAAUGGUUUCCGGUUGAAAUAGCAGGUCGUUAUCUAGCAGAGGAGAAACUUUCUUCUCCAAAAAUAAGGUCAUGCUGUAAUCUACUAUUAUUAGACCUUCUAAGAAAAUCCAUAACAAGUGAUAAGAUGGUACAUGACAUUCAUGAUCUGCUCUCUAUCCCUUUUAACAAAAUAAAAACUUUGCCUCAGUUUUCAGAGGAUGCAAAUUGGGGAAGUAUGGAUGCUAACCCAUGUAAUCUGACACUUCUCGAAGCAUUAUGUAAAAAAUUGAAAUUAUUAAUUGAUGAAAGGGAUGAGUACAAACUCUCUAUGGAUUAUUGGUUAGGUAUAGUUGGCCUCUUAUUCAAUACGCCAGAAACAAUGCCCCUCUUAUUACAACCAGUCGGUUCGAUGUGUUUAGAAGUUAAUUCAAGUCUUCUUCAAUCACAAAACAAAGUGGCGUGCGGAACUGCCAUUAAGAGCCGGAGGAUUAUAAAUUUUAUGAUUGUAACGAACCUUACAUUGGAUAUGGGCUCUACUAUGCUGAAUGGAUUACUGAAAAUUAUUUUGGAGCCAUUUAAUCCAGAUAACUCUGAAGGGUUAUAUGAGUACCUCACUUUUUUGUUUAACGGUUUGAUGUAUCUGGUAUGUUGUGAUAAUAGAACCAUGAGCCCAAAAAAAUUUGAAUUUCUCUACAAGCACAUUUUGGUACCAUUAUUCAGUGACAUAUCAGAUUCACAAUUACGUUCAACUCUUGGAUACCAAGCACAACAUAUUUUUUCAAGAAUUCUUCGUUCAUGUUCUGAUGAUGAAGGAUCAUCACCUCGUCGUUCCACUGGAUUUCAACCAUUGAAAGCUCUUUCAACCAACGGUGUAGAUCUUACCGACUUCGAACCUAUGGAUAACGCAAUUCUAGAAAACAAUUGGAGUUCAAUUGUCAACUUGCUAAAAAGCAUUAUCGAUUGGUCAGGCUUUGCCCCACAAAAUUCGUUAACAAGCUUGCAACAUUUGAUAAGAAGGGCCCCUUCAACAAUCCCAAUGUCCCAAACCUGUUGCACCCUAUUGGAUUUAUUAAGUCUGAUUCUCAAUAAAGGAAAGAUUGAUAGAAAUGGCGAUGCAUUCAAAACUACUAUAAGAACUUUUGCAGAAAAAUUCGAGCUACACUUGUUUGAUGAUGAUUCAAUUUUUUUAACACAUAUCUUCCCUAUGAACGGUAUCUCAGAAGAAGAGCAAUUCAACCUAUUCAAAGAGAUUUUGCAGCAAGUAAAGCCUUUUGUUAAACCUCUAUUGCUAUUUGGGUGUUUCCACUCCAUUGAAAACAGUUUAAUAUCGAAUUACACUGCAAAUAUUGUUGGUUCUAUGCUUCUCCCAACGAAUAUGUCCGACCUUGAAUACAAAACUCUUCUGAAGAUAGUUAACAAAACUCCAAUACCCGAGAUUAUCGAUAACCUAUUCACAUGGCUAAGAAAAACAGGAAAGUGGAAAAGCUUAGCUAACGAACUUAACCUGUCUUCGUGGGAUGAUCACUUAUUUGCCAACUUUAUUCAAAAAUGGCUACAAGAACAAAAGAAUACCUGGAGCGAGGAAACUAUCAAUAUGAUAUCUGAAAGUCUUUGGAGAAGACCUGAGGCAUUUAAGCAAUUGUCCUCUAUUCUGAUCAAUUCAGGGCAAAUUCAGCUUAUUAAAGACACAUUAACGAAGAAUCCCGAUAUAAUCGACGAUAUUUCUUUAUUAGGAGAUUUGCCUUUACUUGAAGUACUUCCCAAACCCUUAGUUAUAUCAUCAUUCACCCACAUUAAUCAGUAUGACGACGUAAUUAAGACAAAAUUAUUUUUAUGCGCUUGUGCACAAGAGGAAUAUGAAGUAAUAAGAGCAAAUCUGAAACUUCUGCACCAACUUUUAGUACCUACAGAUGAUGACGUUUCCCUAAAUAAUGACCGAAAUGUGAUAAUUGAUUUGCUAAUCAAAUACUCAAUCAGCAAUAAAUUUUACGAUCUUGUUUCAAUGGUCAUUGAAGUAUGUUUAUUAAGAAAAGACGUUGAUCGAAUUAUUGAGAUUUUCUCGCAUCAUCAAAUUACGUUUUCAGUUCUUGAAGCUAAAAUUAUAGCCAUGAUGGUUAAUAAUAUUGGGAAGUUAAAUUCAGAACUGAUUGAAUACCUUAGAAAUGUUUUUAUUAGUGGAGAGUCGUCGUACGGUAUUGCAAUAAUAGAAGAGCUACUAAAGGAAACAAAAUAUCAAGUCUUCAAUGUUUUAAGGGAGGAUGUUUUGAAGUUUUCCUUCAAUAAUGAUCAUAAAUUAACUGAAAAUGAAAAAGAACGUUUAAAGAAGAUAUUCCCGCUAAUAGUAGAUUACUAUGUUGAGGAUAACUCUAAAAGCCUGAUUGAUAUUAUGAAAAUUAUUCUAAACAUCAUGAAAACUUCAAAAGAUAAGCAAUAUGGAACAAGUCUGGUUGUUAUGUUCCUGAAUCAUUCCGAGUUUAAAAUUCAAGGUAAUAAAACAUUAAUGAAAAAGCUUAAUGUUUAUAAAGCGAAUGCAAAAAGACUCGCUACUAUACGAAAAUAUCAGUUCAUCUCGCCAAAUGAAACGAGAGAUUCGCCGGCACAAAAACCAGAUGUUAUUGAACCGAAAACUACUAGCACUACUACACCUAUCACAAACAAUAUCCAUUCAAACACUACUAAUGAUCUUAACAUUUUAAGUGUUCAGAGGGAAUCGGAAGCACAGCAAAAACCGCCUUCUAAAGUUGAAGCGCCAGAAAUUGAUUGUGAAUCAGCAUCCGCUAUAUGUAAGGUGACAAUGCCUGAAACAAAAGUGAGAUCAUCUGAACCCACAUUAAAUGCAAAAAAAUGUGAUGGACCUAAUGCUCAAAAAAUAUUUAUUAAAAAGGAGAUGUCCCCAUCGGACAUUUCAGUUUCACUGAAUGGCACCGAAGAGAAUGAAUCAUCUAAUCUACCUGUCAAAAUUCCAAUUUUUAAUCCAUUUGGUUCAGAUAUUGUAAAAUUAGAAGAUGAAAUAAGAUCAGGAGUGCCUGUUCCGUUGAAACGAAGUCGCGAUUUUUCAGAGAGGGAUACUCAGAAAAUGAAAAAAAACAAGGAAAAUGAAUAUCCACCUUUGAAAAUACAGAAAUUGGUUGAUAACCUUUCACAGGUUAGUAAAGAUGAUGUCAAUGCCCUAAAAGAAGAGGAUCGGCGAAUAUUGAGAAAAGCUAUAUGCAGUUUUAUGCUAGAACUCGAAAAGUAG